AUGAAUUCUCCCCCUAAUAAUGCCAUUGAAGACACACUCGCUAUUAAAGUAGAGUUUGCAGAUCAAGAUUGGUCUACAGUCCCUUCAACUCCUAAAAUUGUUUUGUGCAAACAGGAAAAUAUUUCAGCCUACUUGAAAAAGGAAAGCGAUAUAGGAAAGUUGAUAUCAGAACUAUCAGAAGCGUUUUCAAUAGCAGUACAAAGUAUUGCAGUAAAUGAGGGAACUAAUCAUAUUAAGACUGAGAACUCUAGUUCCGUAGGAGAGAGUCCCUCUGGACUAGAAACAGUUUCUGAAUCAUCAAGGGCAGCCUCUAUAAGGGAAACCAAUGAAGUUACAUCACAAAAAGCGACAGUAGCACAGUGUACAGUCCCUUCCUCUUCUGCAAACAGAAAAAUUAAGAAGGAAAAUGCCUCGGGGAUUUCAAUGGCUGCUAGUUCAGAGAAUUUGAUACCACAUGCACCGGCAAAGAAGAAUGUUCAAACUCCCAAACUAUCUCAUGCUAUAGGGAAAAAAACUGUUUUCCCUAACUGUAAAGUCCAGUUAACAACAGCUUCAAGAAAAAAGAGAGCCAAGCUAAUGGCUCAUGGGAUUCCUGAACAGAUAGCCACUAACCUGUGCGUAUUGCCCUUGCCUGAUAUUCUUGCGAGGAUACCCUCAUUAAAAGCGGAGUACCCAUAUAUACCAGCUGAACAGAUAUCCAAACAGGUAUUGCUAUUGCAGACCCCUGCAGUUAAUGCUCCGAAGACCGAAAUCGACGUAGAUAAACCUAACCCCAUCGACACUGCAUCUUUGCGCGUAGGAAUUCGGAACUCUGAACCCAUGAAUAAAGAACAAAUGACAAAGGUCCAUCGUCAUCUGAUUCUAGCUAUCGCUGAACAGUGGAAGGACGGCGGUGGGCCAGAAUUUUUGGAAUUUAAGCACAUGGACGCCUGGAUCAUGGUAACUUGCGUAGAUCAGCGUAGUAAAGCUUGGCUCUUAGAUGAAUUACAGUAUCUAGAGCCCUGGCCGGAUGCGCAACUCUCGAUUGUGCCAGAGCGAAAAUUGCCGAAACUAAAUACAGCAAAAAUUAUGGCGUUCAUCCCCGAGUCAGAGGCAACUUCUGUCCAAGAAGCUCUGGAACUUCUCAAAGCACAGAAUAAGGGUCUCAACACUGAGCAAUGGACGCUAGUUGAUAAGAAGUUAGAAAGUGGGAAGAAUUGGACUGUAAUAUUCAUCAUUGACGAGGCAUCGCUUAAGACACUGAAAGCCCAGGAGUGUCGGGCUGCUAUAGGCUUUACAACAAUGAAUUUUCAAAUCAUUCCAGAAUCACCCCCAACGAUAGGUUAUAUAAAACAUAUGCUUCAAGAUGCCAAAAACAGGAUUGAAGAAAUGAAACAAAAGAGACUUUCUGAUAGAAGAUCUAGAUGGGGCCGAUGGGAUGAGCCGCCAGGCAUACUCGAACUACAGACGAUGUUAGAAGCUAAGAACAGGAAUACAGUUCAACCGAUCACCAAGGACUUACGCCGAAGGGAAGAGACUUCAACGUCAGCUACAGCUCAAGUCUUUAGUGCCCCUACUACGGUUGCCCUGGACAGAAAUGUAACAGGAGGCAUUACAGUAAUACAACAAAACUUUCCUGCAUUACCAGCUCCAGGUAAUCUCGGUGGAUUCACAAAUGGAAGAAAUCCACAUAUGAUGCCUCAUAGUAUGGAAAUUCCAGGCUUUGAUAUCCCAAAUGCGGCUGCUCUAGGUCGAAUUGGGACAGGAGGUGUUACAAUCACAGUACCACAGCAAAAUGUCUUUACUGCAGGAAGCGAAGUAGGAACUAAUCUCGGCGCAUUUUCUGGCCAGGUAACUGGAAGAAAUCCAAAUAUGGUGUCUCAUAGUAUGGAAAUACCAGGCUUUGGUGUGCCCAAUGCGACUACCCUGAGUGGUAUUGGAACAGGAGGAGUCAGAGUACCACAGCAAAAUGGCUUUACUGUAGGAAGCGAAAUAGGAACUAACCUAAACGCAUUAUCUGCCCAGGUAACUGGAAGAAAUCUAACUAUGAUGCCUCCUAAUACGGUAAUUCCAGGCUUCGGUGUUCCCAAUGCAGCUACCAUGGGAGUAAGCAGGACAGGAGGCAUCGCAGGAACACAACAAAAUGUCUUUUCCGCUCCCACUAGCGGCGCUAGCCAAACGCAAGAAAUGGACUACUUUCUAGGCCCUGGUGGAGGCUCGCAGUUUGUUCAGAAUCAAACGAUGAGUCAAAACUCUGUCAACUAUGGUGGCAUGCCAUUAGGCCAAAACAUGAGUAUAGGAGUAGGGGAUGCAGCUUAUCAACAGAAUAUAGCCCUUGCAACGAUGUACCCAUACUCAAAUCCACCGUACUAUAUGAAUUGUUACCAAGAUUCCCAAGCUGCGAUGUCUAUGGUUAGCCAGGAUAGUGGUCAGCAAGGCCCAGUCGCUCAAAUAUCGAGGAACAAUAAUGUAUCCGAAAGGAGCAGGGACUCCAGUCCAACUAAAGAACUUUCUGAAGAGGGAUACAGAUCCUGGAUCAUGGAGGAAACCAAAAGAUUUGCAUCAAGUUUGGAAGACCACAGCUCGUUUGCCUCUACAGGAGCAUUGUCACCAACACCAUCACCACCACCACCACCAGUUAUAAGCAAUUAUUGUGCCCCAAUGGACCAAGAUCCUGAUCGCGAGUCUCCAUUUCAUCAGGAUAGUAGGGCAACAUACCAAGACAUGCAUUCAAGAUCAUAUAUGGAACGGCUAUCUCCUCAAGCUAGGGAUAGAGACUCUCCUAAUCAUAGAAGGCGUUCGUAUGAUCGAGAUAGUAUUUCAGGAUUCGAUAGGCGACAGUCGCCUCAAGGUGAGAGUGAUAGAGAAUCGGAUAUGGAGGAUUAUGAAAGUUACAAAAGAAGCCAGAGCAUUAGAGAAAGAAAAGAGUUACAGGUCAGACCCUCAAAUGAGCUUAGAUCGCCGGAGAGACGAAGUGGUUGUAGACCCCAAAAUACCGAGGACUCGGAAAGCUAUGAAAGUAGCUGGCGUAGUACGGAGAAGAGGAGCAAUCGGGACGUACCUUCAAGACCAAAUAGGGGAUCGCCGCAACCAAGGAGUGAUUAUGUAGACAGAGAGAUUAUGGACACUAUAUGGAGCAGUAUAGAGGAAAGGAGUGAUCAGGGCAGAGCCUUAAGACCAGACAGAAGGUCACCGCAACCAAGGAUAGAUAGACCCUGGAAUAUCGAGGGCUCUGAGUCUGAAACCAAUGAAAGGACCUGGAGUAGUAGAGAGAAAAGAGAUGAUUUAGAUGGAUCUUUAAGACCCGAAAGAAGAUCACCACAACCAAUGAAAGAUUAUAUACUCCGGAAUAUCGAAGGCUCUGAAAAUAAUAAAAGGAGCCGGUGGAGUAGAGAGGACACAGAUACUUUGAACAAAUCCUUGAAAUCCGAAAGAUUACAACCAAUGAAUGAUUAUAGGCUCCGGAAUAUUGAAGACUCAGAAACUAAUGAAAGGAACCGGAGUAGUAGGGAGGAAAAAGAUCUGGACAUAUCCUUAAGACCCGAUAGACAAUCACCGCAACGAAGGAUAGAU
Molecule: messenger RNA, 3552 nt
Organism: Cydia amplana
Lineage: Eukaryota; Metazoa; Arthropoda; Insecta; Lepidoptera; Tortricidae
Exons: 1
Source: RefSeq, a predicted model, not a curated record